UUUAUUUGAAUGCCUAAAAUGUUGAAUCAAAGCGAGAAUUGUUUUGAAUCAGGUAUAUCUGUGAAAUGCCGUAUAUAUAUAUUUGGCUCGUGCUUAACUGUCUCCCCCCCGGAUCAGUGGUACAGUCUCACAAAUUUCAUUCAUAAAAAUCUGCCUCACUAUAAAGAGAAGCAGCGUUGAUGGCUGGUGCCUCCUAGUGUAGUAACCUCAGUCCAGAUUAGAAAACCUUGCAGAAUAGCAUUUGGUGACAUUAGUCACAUAUUAAUCUGGUUCCCAGCAUCUCCUGGAGCGAUCUAGCAGAAGUGAUGCCUAAAAACGCGAGUGUUUCUCAGGUGUCUGCAGAACAGCUGUUGCACACAUCAGCUUCUGAGAUGAAGGAUACGCAGAAGACAGGUAUUCUGAAGGAUGCUGAUGCUCCCUUUGUUCCAACGGUCACUGCUGUAGCUUCAGCUCCAGAUCUCAAGUGGAUGGUCCUGUCGACUGACAUCUCCUCAGUGUCGCCCUGCAGACACGAGAAACCACAGAGCUCGUCUCACUCCACAGAUGCCAAACCAGCUCAAAAGACCUUCACUGGCCGGAGGAAGGGGGUGAAAGAUCAACUUUCUCCAGAGGAAGAGGAGAGGAAGAGGAUCAGAAGAGAAAGGAAUAAACUCGCAGCUGCCAAGUGUCGAAAUCGCAGACGAGAACUAACCAACAGCCUCCAAACUGAAACCGAUAGUCUCGAGGAGGACAAAGCAGCUCUGCAGUCUGAGAUUGCCAGUCUGUUAAAAGAGAAAGAACGACUUGAACUCAUCCUCUCUGCUCACAAGCCCCAUUGUAAACUCACGGAGGAAGAGGCGGCAGAGAGUGAGGAACAAACCCAAGCCCAGGAGGAGCAGAUUCAAGCUCCUAAUGUCUGCCCAGAUCAGGCACCCCCCUCCCCUCAACAGGUCGACCCCACCAGCACUGCAAUCUUUGGCGACUCUGAUGUCCUCCUGUGUUCCAGUGCCGAACUGGGAGCUGCUGAGGUGGAACCGUACAUCGAUAUGCGAGAUGUGUCCAUGGAAGACAUUAGCAACGUGAUUGACAGUGGCGAUGACAUGGAUCUGUUAGUGCCAGAUAUCGACCUUACUAGCUCUCUGGGCCUAAGCGAAUGGGAGACCCUUUACAUGUCAAUGGGUAGCGGGUUGGAACCUCUCAGCUCGCCUUCAUGCAGCCCCACCUGUAGCAGCACCAACACCGUGCCCGUCUUCAGCUUCAACAAUGCAGAUGUGGAGAAGCAUGACAGUGGCAAAGAGGGCCAAUCUAAUGCAGCCAAAGAAAUCUUGACGACUUUAUGAAGCUUCUGGCACAUCGUUCUUAUAAAGGUUCCAAAAUGGGGUUUUCA
This is a messenger RNA of Sinocyclocheilus grahami, 1366 nucleotides long. Its product is annotated as proto-oncogene c-Fos-like. Lineage: Eukaryota; Metazoa; Chordata; Actinopteri; Cypriniformes; Cyprinidae. The record is from RefSeq and is a predicted model, not a curated record. The transcript is spliced from 4 exons. Bases 306 to 1319 code for a protein of 337 amino acids. Gene Ontology annotation, biological process: regulation of transcription by RNA polymerase II. Gene Ontology annotation, cellular component: nucleus. Gene Ontology annotation, molecular function: DNA-binding transcription factor activity, RNA polymerase II-specific; RNA polymerase II cis-regulatory region sequence-specific DNA binding.